UUUGGAGAGGGAGUGAAAUAACAUUGCUGCCUUUACUCAGGACUCUCCACACAGCGGGUAUUAAUAAUAACAAGGCAGACGGGAGAAGAGAAAACCUUUACCAAUUGAACAACUCGCUUUUAUUCACUUUAUAGUGAUAAAAUUCGUAUAAAGGCGAAACGGCGGAUAAUAAGUGCACAGUUUGCGUUCACGGCGUCGCUGUUGGGGGAUUUAAGAACUCAGACCCGUCUCUCCGCGCAGCGCUCCGGGUCUAACGUUAACGGCGUUUACGGCGAACUGUUGCCGAGCUCGAGCUCCGGACGCGGCGUUUUUUACUAACGGAAAGCGAAGCGAAGUUUUUUUUCAGUACGCGUCGACUUAAAAUGAAGGUUUAGCUCUGGAGGAGGAGCAGUUCCGUGGCCGAGGGGAGCGGGGAUGUGGGCCGAGUUGGACGGUCUGGGGAGACGGGGAGAGCUCGGUUAGCGUUAGCUUUAGCCUGAGAGGAGCGUAACUAACGUUCCAAGCGCUUCAGUUUAGCGGCUGAGAAUAAUGUGAACGUUAAAGUGACGUUUAACGUCAACUAGCUAGGUUGCAAACAUAGUUAAAAUGUGCAAGGAUAAACGACACAAUCUAAGUUGUCAUUUUAGCUAGUUUAACUAGGAUAAAAACGUUAUUUUGUUUUUGAAGAGCAAAUAAACAGUAACGUUUGUGUUAAUAGCUAUAGCUAUAUUUAAAAUUAGUUCAUUUAGCUAACUUAAUUAGCUAUGGAAAGCAAGUCAACUGUUAAUAAGGAUAAAACAGUUUUCUUGUAUUGAAGAACAAAACAUCACUAUUAUAUAGCUAGCUACUUAAGAAACGUUUAGUUUAAAUGUCUAGUCAUAUAAAAUGUAAUGUAAGCGUUUAAAAAACGUUAAACUGGGAAAUAGAGAAAUGUUAGCUAGCAAGGUUAGCUAAGUUUGGUUAAAAGCUAGUAAGAUAAGUUAGCUAUCUAACUUGCGAGUUUAGCUAAUGGUUUAGGAUAAAAGUGUAGAAGAAUAAAAACACUCCUCUAUGUUACUUAUCAAACAUUUACUUUAAAUGUUUAGUUAAUAUAUUAUGUGCAAAGUAAUGUGAGAGUUAAACAGCGUUAAGCGUUAAUGUUAGCUAGUUAGUUAGCGUUAGUUAACUAGCUAGGCUAACCGGCUAGGUGAAAUAAUUAACUUAGCUUAAAAAUAAUAAUAAUGAAACCGUUUUUGUUUAUAAGUUUAAUAUCAAGGUAGCUAGCUAGCUAACUUAAUUAAAAUACUAAGUUGGGCAUUAAAGUAAAGCUUAAAUUGAUGAGUAUUAGAUUAGCAUACUUUUUCAUACAAUUAAAGCAGUUUUUGCAUAUAUUGAAUGAAGCUUGCAUUUUUUAAGAUUAGCUAACGUCAUCUAAGAUAUUUUUUGAUAAUGCGACUUUGGGUGUAUAAACUCCGGAGGAGAAGGAAAAGUGCCGUUAAUCCAGGCUGGACCCCGUGAUGAGCAGUGGGACUUGUUUAUGGAAGUUGGGGAAGUUGUUGUAAUUGAGCUGAAGCUAAAGAAGAAGUCGUGUUUGUCUGAACGCUGUUUGUAAAAAUGGUGGAGGGUCGGUGCUGCCUGCAGAGAGAGGAGGUGUACCGCUGGUUCUCCGGGCUGAACUCAGCUCAGCGGGCCGAGUUCCUCUGCGGCAUCCUGGACCUCUGUGUGCCGGUGGAACUGCGCUUUCUCGGCUCCUGUCUGGAGGACCUGGCCCGCAAGGAUUACCACUCGCUGAGGGACGCUGAGAUUAAGGCGAAUAACCCGGCCGACCUGGCCCAUCUCGCCAACAUCACGGAUGAGGUGGUGCGCAGCAAGCUUCUGGUGUCCCUGGCGCUGCUCAGCUCGGACAACCGAGCCGCGGCGGCCGUGCUGUUCCGGACCCUUACGCACAUUGACGCCGUGAUCCACAACUACGGGCUGCAGCUGAAUGACGGCCGCACUGGGGAGCAGUUCCUGCUGCUCUUCACCAUGGCCUCCAACCACCCGGCUUUCAGCUUUCAUCAAAAACAGGUGCUCCGCCAGCAGCUCACCCAGCUCCAGGAGAUCCUGCAGGUGACGGGUGGAGAACCAGCACCGUCAGCCAGCGUCCCUGCAUACCUGAGUCCGAAUGGACAUCUUAUCUACCGGGGAGGACCAUGUCCUUGCUGCGCUAAGCCCCUGCAACAAGAUGUGACGACAGCCACAGUGGAUGAGGUGAUGCAGCCGACCCCUGCUCCCACUUGCCAGGACUUGCCAGUCACAGUGCAUGCAGUGAAACCUGGAAAAGUUCGGGUUGAGAGGAUUGAACUGAAGGGAGUCACACACAAAGCAGACACAUCAGCAGAGUACACUCUGGAGGUUCUCUGGUCCGACUCCACGCUGACUACUGUUGGGAAGACAUCACAAGAACUGAUAGAGUUAGUGUCCCAGCUGUCCAAACUUUUUCCUGAUGACUGUCUGGAGAAGUUCCUGCCCCAGUCUGGCCUCGAGCCUGCUCAUGAGUUAGACCCAAGGUGCCUGAGUUCUUUCCCUCUCCACGUUCUUCGACAUGACAGAGUGCGGCUCUUCUUCAGCUGUUCCUCUACUCCUACUUUCCCUGCCAACAAUCUAAGUUGUCUGCUUCAGUACAGAGGAGCAAGCAGGACAGUCUGUGGUGUUGCCAGCAUUCAGCCAGUCAUUAAUGUCCAUGCCCCGAUACCUCAGCCCUCUUCUCCUCAUCUGCCACCCCAGCCAACUCUGCCCCUGCACCCUGCUUUACCACUGGUAGAGGGCACCCCAGGUCAAAAUCACACCAAUCUCGCACCUCAUCUCCAGUCACAGCCCCCUAUUCAACAGCAACCUCAUUCACACCCCCAGACCCAAUCACAGCCAAGUCCAGAGCAAAACGGCAUUCUGGACUGGCUACGCAAGCUACGUCUACACAAAUACUAUCCUGUCUUCAAGCAGCUGACUAUGGAAGAGUUUCUUGCUCUGACAGAGGAGGACCUGAAUAAGUAUGACCUGACUCAGGGAGCGAAAAAGAAGCUGAAGACUCAAUUAGAGCUUCAGAAGGAGAAGUUGGAGAAAAGAUACGUGAUGUCUCAGUUUCCUCUGUCCUGUGGAGGAGUUGCUCGAGUAACGCCUUCCAGUUACAAUGGCCCUCUAACACACACACAUCCAAGCAGCAGCAAUACAGAGUUGAGGGUGGAGGUAGAGUCUGGUUCGUUGCCUGUUCUUCGUGACAGCAGUUCCUCAUCUGGCUACUCUAGCGCCCCAUCCAGCCCAAUGACCCCUUUGUCCCGGGACGCAUCCUUCGAACGAGCCAAAGAGCCUCACAGACGUAUAGAUUCUCUCUCGGAGCCUGGAGAAAAGGAACGGCCUUGUUUUCUGCUCAGCGCUGCUGGUUCCGCCAGCCCUUGUCGACCCACAGCUCAGGUUCUUCCAGUCCAGAAUGACCCAUCGUUAUCGGCAUCACAUCUGAGCAGCCUUAACCUUCCUUCCCUCCCGUUACUGUCUCCAGGGCGAGGAAUGAACUCUGCCAGAAAGCCCCGACCUCCACCAAACUGCUCCGAGGAGAGGCCUAAACCCACUGGGGCAGGGUUGGCUGUUGGUGGCCGCCUAGAAAGUCUCUUUCCUGGCAUGAGCGUAGUAGAUAGUGUCCUUCAGGGGCACCAGGACAGCCUUGGUGCUCGUGGGCCUUUAGCAGGGUUGCGUUCUCCUCCAGGACUGAUGGUGGAGACCAGCACUGCAUUAACUGCAACCUCUAACACUCUACAUCACGUCUCUCACCCACCACUACACCUACAGGUAUCUCCCUCUCCUUCCCACCCCCGCACGAAUCAGUACCCUCACACUGCCUCCUCCUCGUCCUGCUCUUCCUCUCCCAGCCUGGCCUCCAAACCAGCUUUCCUGCCUGUCAGUGCUGUUCCUGUGGCAACAGCAAGCAGUGUUCCUGUGGCAGCGGUGUCUGGAAACGCCUACAGCAUCAAUAGCCCCUCCAUAGCCCCCCUCAGUUCCAGUCCCAUCAGCACAGAAGCUGUAGGUUACGGUUCAGGCCAGGCAAACGGUGCGAGUUCAGGCUCAGCUGUGUGUGUGUGCAGCUCGUGCGGCUGCAGUGGAAACUGUGGCUCUUACGGCACGCUGCCGGCCAGCUAUGGUGGAUACUUCCCGCACCCGUUCUCCGGGACAUCUGUGUUUACACUGGGGCCUCUGCUCCACUUCAGUCCACUCCUCACUGGAAGUGGCUCUGCCUCUCCUUUCUCCUACCCCCUGGUGGCACCACCUCUUUACAACAGCAGCUUAUCACAUGACUCACAGCAGAACCUCGUUCUGCCUCCAGUGCAGGGCUUUUUAGGGGGAGGAGCUAACAUAUACCAACCCCAUGGGAUAAUGGGAAAUGGAGGCACGGGACAGAAGAAGACAGGAAACAUGUCCUGCUACAACUGCGGGCUGAGCGGCCAUCGUGCACAAGACUGCAAACAGCCACCAAUGGACUCCACUCAGCAAGGCAUGUUUCGUCUUAAGUAUUCUCCUCAGUCAGACAGCCAGGACUCUGGUGACUAGGCGCAAAUUCGCAAGUGUUUGUGAGUCUUUUGGAACGGAGCCCUCGUCCAUGUGUGAACUUGCACUCGUCGAGAACCCCCACAGGAACAAGGCUCUGGAUUUACUCCACAGCUGAAGCACUUGGAAUAACAACCCAGCCUGGGCUUCUCCAAGUGCUGUUGGGAGACUGGAUCAGAAGACUUCAGAAAACUAUUAUGAUUGUUACCUUGAAGAGAGGUGUCAGUCCAGUCAGGGAGUUAGACCGUAUAAACAGCACUAAAACCAAAGCGCAAAAAGCACCUUGCUUUAUAAAGGAUUAUUGCAAUGGGAGAAUGUAAACAUAGCCGUUUUGUUCUCCCUCCUCAGGUUUGUACUGGCCUAGCUGUGCACUUUGCUAGUUCGGACCAUGCCUUUUGUGAGGAGACUUUAAGAGAUUGGAGAGAACUCUUUAGGGCCUUCUGCUUUAUGAAAGCCAGUCCCUCCUCUGAGAAGUGUUGCAAGGAGUUUGUGAACAAGGCGGAGACUGUGUUGGGAGGAGGGGCUUCAGGCAUGUUCUUCCUCCCAUAAUUGAGUGGUUUCACACAAAAAACACCACUUUGUAUAGACAUUAUUACUGCUUAGAGAAAGUGGUUUAGGGAGAUGGAUUUUGUGUGCCUUUGGAAGCACUUUGGAAGAACAGGAAAGAAGACACUGUCGUCUUCUUCAGUUCUGCGGAAAACAGAGUAAAGCGAUGGUUUUGACUGUAUUUGCACAGACUCACAAAUUUUAUAAUGUUUUGGAAGACUGUCAAUUAUUAGUGUUCUAUUCUGAAUGGUUACAUUUUGUUAUUUUAAUGUUUUAUGUGCCAUGUUAAAUGCCAUGAAAAAUGAAAAAAAAAAAAAAAAAAAAAAACUACCCAGGAAUGACUCUUAUCUUUUAUAGCAAGUUAUUUCUUGUUGAAAUUGUGGUCUACGAUGUCUGUUUGGAUGUCUUACUUUUGAAGAUCUUUAUGGUUUUUGAUAUCGGGUUGUCAGUUUUUGUUUUUAAUAUCUCGUUCACAGCUAAGCCUUCAUGUUGGGACAAAGUAAAUACAUCAGUGUGAAAGGGAGAGAAAUUGAGAAUAUAAUCUUCACUUUUGUGAUGGUGUUUAAAUCCACAGCUGCCUAUAAACUGUUGGACAGUUUUGCACAUUGGAAAAUGAUGAAAGAACAUGCUCAAGUGCUAAAUAAUUCUUACCUGACAAUCUACACAUGCAUGGUCCUAAACAGUCAAACAGCCACUGUCAACAAAUAAGUUAUCAAGGACUUCAGUAUCCCACAAUCCAAUUCCAUGUUCAGAGGAAGACAUUUCUAAGGAAAUGUGGAAAUUGUUCAAUGGAGCCUUUUUUAUUAAGUCUUCAGUCGGAACUCAUUGCAUGAUGCCUUAUAAGAAGUAUUUGUUCUGUACAUUUGGAAUAUGUAUGUAUUCAGCCUCUAUUACUAUCACAGUAAGGUUGCACCUUGAAUGGUAAUCUCUUUUCAUUUCGUUUCUGCCAUUUUGUAUUUAACAGUGGAUGCUGAAUGGAGUUUGUAUUCAGAGUUAUUUUGUAUACUUGGGCAAUUUGUGAUUUUUCAAUAUUAAACUUUUUUCAGAUUUA
Molecule: messenger RNA, 6130 nt
Organism: Astyanax mexicanus (Mexican tetra)
Lineage: Eukaryota; Metazoa; Chordata; Actinopteri; Characiformes; Acestrorhamphidae
Gene: zcchc14
Product: zinc finger, CCHC domain containing 14
Exons: 13
Coding region: 1573-4536 (987 amino acids)
Molecular function (GO): zinc ion binding; nucleic acid binding; protein binding
Source: RefSeq, a predicted model, not a curated record